AAAAUAAAAAAGAAUUCACGAAUUCAGAUUUUGGGCAAAGCAAAUAUUACAUUAUUGCAAAUUACGCUCUACCUUCGCAUGCUCAGCAGCUCGUAUGGCAGCCUCCUGUCUCAUCAAACCGGAGAGUACUUGGGGCUCCUUUGAUUUAGGAAAUUUUACGCGUCUCUGUCUUCGCAAUUUUUUUAUACGUGUUCGCCAAACGAGCCUCAAUCUCCUCCUCAAUUCGAAGUGUCAGCUCCAAGCACCUCGUCACAGCCGCCUUCGCCUUUAUUCCGAAAUCCUGCUUCUUCAAAGGACCUCCAAGGACCUGGUCUCAAUCCUCACUAAAGUCAUAGCUCCCCUUAUGAAUGCCCACGUGAGGUCUAUAAACCCCUCUCGUUCAUUAAGGUCACUGGGUAUUUCAUCGUGGAAGGUGAAAUAGUUCAGGCUACGAUCCGUUAAAGAAUGAAAACAAUGGCAGAUCGUUAGAAUAAGGGGUGAUAACCAGGGA
Molecule: messenger RNA, 490 nt
Organism: Gamsiella multidivaricata
Lineage: Eukaryota; Fungi; Mortierellomycota; Mortierellomycetes; Mortierellales; Mortierellaceae
Exons: 3
Coding region: 95-421 (108 amino acids)
Source: RefSeq, a predicted model, not a curated record